AUUCUAAAUAUGAAUGGAUGUAAAAUCUUAUUUUAAUAUUGUGUAGUGGUGGUGGUUUAUAUGAUGAAGAAGGUAAUCAGUUCAAAAUUGGAUAAUGGAUUGAGUUAAGUGAUGAGUUUGACUACAGAUAAACUUUAUUAAACUUGAAGGG
This is a messenger RNA of Paramecium primaurelia, 151 nucleotides long. NCBI's taxonomy places the organism in Eukaryota, Ciliophora, Oligohymenophorea, Peniculida, Parameciidae. The record is from the annotation of a GenBank genome assembly.